Messenger RNA from Cynara cardunculus var. scolymus (artichoke), 1485 nucleotides. Its product is annotated as NADH dehydrogenase [ubiquinone] flavoprotein 1, mitochondrial-like. The transcript has 3 exons. Gene Ontology annotation, biological process: mitochondrial electron transport, NADH to ubiquinone. The record is from RefSeq and is a predicted model, not a curated record. Lineage: Eukaryota; Viridiplantae; Streptophyta; Magnoliopsida; Asterales; Asteraceae. Bases 1 to 1485 code for a protein of 494 amino acids. Gene Ontology annotation, molecular function: 4 iron, 4 sulfur cluster binding; NAD binding; NADH dehydrogenase (ubiquinone) activity.
AUGAAGUUACCAAUGUUUUCCGACAUACUGCAGAGCUGUCGAUUCUUCCAUAAGCUCGUUUGCAAGAUUUCAUGGUAUAUGGCAUCCAAGGACAUUCUUUCAGUAAAUAGAGCUCUUUAUUCAUGGCGUCACUCACGGCUGUUCACCACCGCAAAGCCACCGUCGCCGCCGCCAGGAAAAACCCAUUUUGGUGGCUUGAAAGACGAAGAUCGCAUUUUCACCAACCUUUACGGUGUCCAUGACCCUUAUCUCAAAGGAGCCAGAAGACGUGGCGAUUGGCACAGAACUAAAGAUCUGGUGAUCAAAGGCACUGAUUGGAUUGUUGAAGAAAUCAAGAAAUCCGGUUUACGUGGCCGCGGUGGUGCCGGAUUUCCGUCCGGCCUCAAAUGGUCGUUCAUGCCGAAAGUCUCUGAUGGCCGGCCAUCGUAUCUUGUGGUCAAUGCCGAUGAAAGCGAGCCCGGAACAUGCAAAGAUCGGGAAAUUAUGCGCCACGAUCCGCAUAAAUUGUUGGAAGGUUGCUUGAUUGCGGGAGUCGGGAUGAGGGCGAUCGCCGCUUAUAUCUAUAUUCGGGGUGAAUACGUAAACGAACGGAUUAGUCUUGAAAAGGCUCGAAAAGAAGCGUAUGCUGCCGGUUUAUUGGGGAAGAACGCUUGCGGUUCAGGUUACGAUUUUGAUGUCCACAUUCAUUACGGUGCCGGUGCUUAUAUUUGCGGGGAAGAGACUGCACUUCUCGAAAGUCUUGAAGGAAAACAAGGAAAACCGAGAUUGAAGCCGCCUUUUCCAGCAAAUUCGGGUCUUUAUGGCUGUCCAUCGACUGUUACGAACGUGGAAACGGUUGCGGUUGCACCCACAAUUCUAAGGCGUGGGGCCGAAUGGUUCGCGGGUUUCGGGCGGAAAAACAAUUCGGGGACGAAAUUGUAUUGUAUAUCCGGUCAUGUGAACAAGCCGUGCACGGUAGAAGAGGAGAUGAGUAUGCCGUUGAAGGAGCUAAUCGAGCGGCAUUGUGGCGGUGUUAGGGGUGGCUGGGAGAAUCUACUGGCGGUGAUCCCCGGUGGUUCAUCGGUGCCGUUGAUUCCGAAGAGUGUGUGCGAUGAUGUGUUGAUGGAUUUCGAUGCACUAAAAGAAGCCCAAUCAGGAUUGGGAACCGCGGGCGUUAUCGUGAUGGAUAAAUCGACGGAUAUCGUUGACGCGAUUGCCAGGCUCGCAUACUUUUAUAAGCACGAGAGUUGCGGUCAGUGCACGCCGUGCCGAGAGGGCACGACGUGGCUAUGGAUGAUCAUGGAACGUUUGAAGAUCGGGAAUGCAAAAUUGGAGGAAGUCGAUAUGCUUCAAGAGUUAACGAAGCAAAUCGAAGGGCACACGAUUUGUGCGCUCGGGGAUGCCGCGGCUUGGCCCGUUCAAGGUCUCAUUAGGCACUUUCGGCCCGAACUCGAGAGACGGAUCAAGGCGCACGCCGAUAGAGAGCUACGACAAGCGUCUAAGUGA